AUGACGGAGGCUGGGCAAAGCCUACGGGACCCCAGUCGCCUGAUGAGAAGAGGGGGUACUCGUCAUCCGACCAGAUUUAUUAGUCAACAGAUCAUCCAUGUUGACCCUGCUUCCAACAAAUCCAAUCCAGUAAAUUAUUGCAAACAGUUUUUACGUUUUGGAACAUGGAACGUUCUAUCUCUUGUCAGCUCAUCUACACAGCUCUACCAACUUAGUAAAAACAUUGAUCAGUACAGAUUGGAUCUUUUGGGGAUCACCGAGACUCACAUGCCUGGAUCUGGCACCACUCUACUGGACAAUGGCAGUCUACUCAUCCAUUCCGGUAGAGUCGACGGGAUCAAGAGACAGGGAGUCGGUCUCAGUCUUUCAAAACGAAUCAGAAACUCCCUGAUAUCGUUCACUCCCACAUCGGAGCGGGUUUUAACUGCUAGGCUGCAUAGUAAGCAAAUCAACAUCUCUGUUGUUGUGGCCUAUGCUCCAACUGAGGGUGCAGAGGAGAGUGAGAAAGAUAAGUUUUAUAGGACACUCACAGAUACAUUUGAUGGGCUACCUCGUCACGAUAUCAAGUUACUGCUCGGCGAUUUUAAUGCAAAAGUAACAUCAGGCAGAUAUGGAAGUGAAGCGGUCAUCGGUGGGGAAUCACUCCAUAGCUCAUCAAAUGACAACGGGACAAGACUUGUGGAUUUCUGUGCGACGAACCAGCUUGUCAUCGGGGGAACUCUCUUCGAGCACAAGAACAUUCACAAGGGAACAUGGCGGUCCCCCAACGGGCUCACCGUCAAUCAGAUAGAUCAUAUCUGCAUUGGAAAGCGGUUUCGUCAGUCACUUUUUGAUGUUAGGGUAUGUCGCGGGGCAGACAUCGGCUCCGAUCAUUAUCUGGUUCUAGGACUGCUGAAAAUCAAACUUCAGUCAGUGACAAAGAUCAACGCCAACAGGCCCAAUGUGCCUGCCAUUGAGCGCCUGAGGGAUAGUAAUACGGUUUUAGAGUACAAUGUGGCUCUUCAAAAAACCGAUUUGCAAGUCUGGAUAGUGAGGUCGACCUCGAGGAUAUGUGGCGUAAUCUCAGUCAGACCGUCACUGAUGUCUCACUGGAGUAGCUCAGUUAGAGUAGCUACUGAUCUUGAGGAAGCAGCGAGCAAAGGUCAGCAGCGUGAGGGAUGGGCAAAGAUCAAGAAGAUCUCUGGUAAGAACAAGAAGCCUCAAGCAUCUUGUGUCCGGGACAAGGACGGUAGGAAGAUCACGGAUCCCCAACAGCAGAGGGAUAGGUGGAAGGAGCACUUUACUGAACUUCUGAACCCCCCAUCAUCAAGUGUCAACCUUGCCGACCUUGAUACAGUACCACCCCAACCCCACUUUAACUCUCUCUCUUGUUCGGAUGGACCACCCACCAGAGACGAGAUUAGUUAUUCCCUGACAAAGCUUAAGAACAACAAAAGCCCAGGAGUGGACGGGAUAACUAACGAGCAACUGAAGUAUGGUGCGAGUGCUCUAGUUGAUCAACUAGAGUGUCUAUUCAAGAAAGUGUGGGAAGAAGAGACUGUUCCUGAAGAUUGGUUAAAGGGUGUGAUCAUUGUUAUUGGGAAGAAAGGAGACACUUCAGUCUGCGGGAACAACAGAGGGAUCACAUUAAGGUCUACAGCAUCCAAGCUUUUUCAGAUGAUUCUUCUUAAGCGGUUACAUGCUGGUAUGGAGUGUCUCCUCAGGGAGAAUCAGUGCGGAUUUAGACAGAACCGCUCAUGUAUUGAUCAGAUUUAUUCUCUCCGAACUAUUAUUCAUAACUGUCUUGAGUUUAACAUUCCUCUUUACAUUAAUUUUGUGGAUUUCAAGGCAGCGUUCGAUUCUAUCAGAAGGGACUUUAUUUGGUGCAGUAUGAGACACUAUGGGCUGCCUGAAAAAUAUGUCAGAAUAUUUCAGUCAUUUUUUGGGGGUACCAUGAGUGCCGUGAGGGUUAAUGGGGAGCUGACAGACUGGUUUGAUGUUAACUCAGGCACAGCAAAGAUGUACAGCAAGCAUGAGAGAGAGAAAGAAAGGAAAUAUGGAGACCGCUGUGUACAAAUUGAAAAAGGAACCUGCAAUGGCCUUGUAUUCUCGACCACCGGAGGUAUGGGCCCACAGGCUACCAUGUUCCUUAAACGAGUAGCAACACUUCUGGCAGCCAAGACCAGCCAGGACAAAAGCCUCAUCAUGGCAAAUCUAAGACGUCGUUUGCG
Molecule: messenger RNA, 2210 nt
Organism: Bolinopsis microptera
Lineage: Eukaryota; Metazoa; Ctenophora; Tentaculata; Lobata; Bolinopsidae
Exons: 3
Molecular function (GO): catalytic activity
Source: RefSeq, a predicted model, not a curated record